UUUAAUCUUACACCUAUUAUGGUAAUAAUGGACCAUUUAUUUAUUGAUACGGAAUUUCCUAUCAUUAGAAACUUCACUAAUGCAUCGGAAAAAUGUGACCCGAAAAUAUUUUAGCCUUUAUUGGUUAGAAUAUUCCUUUUAAAUAACUUCACCUAAUGCAGAUCAAUGCAACGGAAAAAUGUGACCGAAAAAAUUUCAGUAAACCAAAUAUCUCAGAUAAAGAUAUCAAUACAAAAGGAACAAAAAAUUGUUCAUAUUGCAAUAAACCUUUUACUAAAGAAUUAUGGUGUGAAGAAUGUAUUAAUUCUUUAGAAAAAUUAGCAGAAAAUAAUGAUGAAAUAGGAAUGUUUAAUUUAGCCAUAUGUUAUAAAGAUGGAGAAGGAAUAGAAAAGAAUUUAGAAAAAGCCUUUCAUUGGUAUCAAAAAGCAGCAGAGAAAGAUCAUAUUAAAGCAAUGACUAAUUUAGCCAAAUGUUAUAAAAAUGGAGAAGGGACAGAAAAAGAUUUAGAAAAAGCCUUUCAUUGGUAUCAAAAAGCAGCAGAAAAUGGUGAUGAAGAUGCAAUGAAUAUUUUAGCCAUGUAUUAUAAAGAUGGAGAAGGAACAAAAAAGGAUUUAGAAAAAGCCAUUUAUUGGUACCAAAAGGCAGCAGAAAACAAUCAUACUUGUGCAAUGUUUAAUUUAGCCAAUAAGCAUUAUUUUGGAGAAGGAACAGAAAAGGAUUUAGGAAAAGCCUUUCAUUGGUAUCAAAAAGCAGCAGAAAAUGAUUAUGAAGAAGCAAUGAAUAGUUUAGCCGCGCAUUACGAAAAUGGAGAAGGAAGAAAAGGAUUUAGAAAAAGCCUUUUAUUGGUAUCAAAAAGCAACGGAAAAAAAUGAUGAUGAAGCAAUGUUUAAUUUGGCAUAUAAUUAUUAUUAUGGAGAAGGAACAGAAAAGGAUUUAAGAAAAGCCUUUAUUUUGUAUGAAAUAGCAGCAGAAAUGAAUGGUAAUAAAAACGCAAUGUAUAAUUUAUCUCUAUGUUAUUAUAAUGGAGAAGGAACAAAAAA
This is a messenger RNA of Rhizophagus irregularis DAOM 181602=DAOM 197198, 1040 nucleotides long. The record is from RefSeq and is a predicted model, not a curated record. NCBI's taxonomy places the organism in Eukaryota, Fungi, Glomeromycota, Glomeromycetes, Glomerales, Glomeraceae.